AUGGAAAAUUUUGGCACUAGAGCAUGGGUGUGUGUUGCUGAAAAUCCUAACCCUGUUAAUGUUACAAGGACAAUAAUAGGGGCAAUAGAUUCUCCCUCUUGUAACGUGGAUCAUUUUGAUUCACUUCAAACUGAUUUGAAAGAAAAGCUGACAGGAAAGAGAUUUUUAGUUGUUUUAGACGAUGUUUGGCAUGAUCGACGAGAUAUGUGGGAGGAUUUUCUAAAACCUUUUCACUAUGAGAAUACUGGAAGUAAGAUUCUCCUAACAACCCGUAGUGAAAAGGUUGCUUCUGUGUUUGCCGCUAACAAUCUACAUUAUCGACUUAGUUUAUUGUCGGAUGAAGAUUGGGUUACCUUGGAGGUUUAUUGUGCAAUAAGCGUCUUGAAGGCCAUUGGAAGAAUAUACUCAAUAUUUCCGGAGGAUUAUGAAUUUGACAAAGAUGAAUUAAUUUUGUUAUGGGUGGCUGAAGACCUUUUACAACCAAAGGAAAACAACGCAUUAGAAAAUGUUGGUUGUGCAUACUUUGAUGAAUUAGUUGCAAGGUCAUUUUUUCAACCUUCCAGUACUAAUGAAAAGUUAUUUGUAAUGCAUGAUUUUAUGCAUGAUCUAGCAACGGUUUUUGCUGGAAAAUUCUAUUUCAAAGUCAAAGAAUUCGGCAAUCAACACGUGAUAGACAACAAAAUUCGUCAUUUGUCAUAUGCUGCUACAGAAGAUGAGGAUAGCAUCAAAUUAUUUCAAGAGGCCAAUAAUAGAGCAGUACACAUGAGAAACCUUUUGCUAGCCUCAUUGCUUGAUUCAAUAGGUGAAUUAAUCCAUUUGCGUUAUUUGAAUCUGUUCGACACACCUAUUAUGACAUUACCCGAGUCAAUAUGUAAAUUAUACAAUCUCCAAACUUUGAAGCUGAAGAAUUGUGCUGAGUUAGAGAUGCUCCCCAGAGGCAUGCAAGGUCUUGUGAACCUGCGCCACCUUGACAUUCGAGGUGCUUCUCAUCUGAAAGAGAUGCCGAAGGAAAUAACCAAGCUAAAGCAUCUAAACUUCUUAAGUGAUUAUAUCGUCGGCAAGCAUGAAGAAACUGGGAUAAGAGAACUGGGAACGCUGGACAAUCUCCAUGGCUCAUUUUGCAUUUCCAAGUUGGAGAAUGUCAAGAAUAGUGGUGAAGUUUUGGAGGCAAAGAUGGGUAACAAGAAGCACAUCAACACUUUAGAAUUGAAUUGGCUUCCAGAUGGUGACAUUGAUGAUGUUCAAACUGAAAGAGAUAUACUUGGCAAGUUACAACCUCAUCAAAACUUGAAAGAGUUAUCAAUUGUUAUGGCUGCGCCCCAUCUAGAGGAGCUGCAUCAAUACGAUUGCCCAAAAAUCGAUUGUUUUGCUGACGAGGGCCUCCCGCCGAGUUUGAAAAACUUCAACUCACUGAGUGCCACAAACUCGCGAGUUGGAUAG
Messenger RNA from Arachis duranensis, 1440 nucleotides. RefSeq names its product putative disease resistance RPP13-like protein 1. The transcript has 3 exons. Gene Ontology annotation, molecular function: ADP binding. NCBI's taxonomy places the organism in Eukaryota, Viridiplantae, Streptophyta, Magnoliopsida, Fabales, Fabaceae. Gene Ontology annotation, biological process: defense response to other organism. The record is from RefSeq and is a predicted model, not a curated record. Bases 1 to 1440 code for a protein of 479 amino acids.